Messenger RNA from Pleurotus ostreatus (oyster mushroom), 1179 nucleotides. RefSeq lists its product as uncharacterized. Lineage: Eukaryota; Fungi; Basidiomycota; Agaricomycetes; Agaricales; Pleurotaceae. The transcript has 8 exons. The record is from RefSeq and is a predicted model, not a curated record. The coding region runs from base 1 to 1179 and encodes 392 amino acids.
AUGGCCGAAACAUCACAAAUUUUGAACGCGAACGAGCCUCAUGGAAUUGAACGCGUGCAGCGGGAAACUACAGCAGGCGAGGCGCAUAUGGAGGCGCAAGAGAACGGGGUGGGCAAUCAAGUGGGCCACAACGUCGAGGUAGCCCAUGAAGCCGCCCAACAAGCAGCUUCUUCUGCUAAGAUGCAUGGACAGGCAUGGACAGGCGAGCCCAACACAGCGGCUGCUCAAUUUCGUCAUGAAGUCACGGCGAAGACCAAUGAAGCGGUUGGGCAGGGACAACACGAUGUAGAAGAGGCGAAGGCAGUUGGAGCAGGCUACGUAGAACAGGCUAAGACCUUGGCAAACAACGUCCUUGCGACAGCUCAGUCGUAUCUGCCAACUAGCCUUAGCGGAGGCGGUUCUACAGAGGGAGGCAACGGGACCUCUUUUACUGAUUCAGUAGUGUGGACAGCGAGCAGUAUCGCGUCCACCGUUCAAUCAGGCGCCACCACUGCUCUCGAUUCGGCAAAGGAAUUCGCAACUACGGCGCAUCAGGCAGGCGUUGAAGCGGCCAACCCUCAUAUCGAAAACGCUAAGAAUGCCAUACAUCCUCCCAGCGGAGGCAUACAACCACCGGCCUCGUCUACUGGAAUUCCGGCCAGCUCAGCUCCGCUACAAUCGGAACGAGGGAGGACUAAGGAUGUAGAUCAUCUUACUCCUUUCGAGCAACCGUUGCCUAAGGGGGCGACCCUGAGCGUCCCUUGCAUCAACCUGCCACAGUCACCAAGCACUCGAGCUCACCCCAUGGACAAUCUCGUAAACCUCGCAAAGCAAGGCUUUGACGCCUACAAUGGUAGUUCUCAGAACCCCGAUGCUAUCAAAGCCCAAUUCAAAGAAGCGAUCCACAAAGGAGCAGAGUCCUUGAUGGAAUCAACGAAAGAGUUCUUACUCGCGGCGCACGAGUCUGGUAUGAAGGGCGCGCAACCGCAUCUCAACCAAGCAAAGCACUCUGCUGGGGACAUGGCCGCCCAUUCCGCGAUGCAGCAGGCGAUUGGGGGAUCAUCGUUUGGGUCGAGGGAUGAUUCCGAUAGGGAUAGGCGCAGCGAUAGAAAUGAUAGAGAUGAUAGAGAUGAUAGGGAUGAUAGGGAUGAUGACAGGAGAUCGCAUGGUCGUUCUUAUGGUCGAGAGACCCGCGAUUGA